Penicillium egyptiacum is the source of this 906-nucleotide messenger RNA. The record is from the annotation of a GenBank genome assembly. Lineage: Eukaryota; Fungi; Ascomycota; Eurotiomycetes; Eurotiales; Aspergillaceae.
AUGGAUAUUGCUUUUCACCCCGGCAAAAAUGGGACUGAUCCCUGGGUAGAGUUCUACCCCUACACGCCAUCUGCCACGGCUGGAUAUGCCUUUAUGGGAAUCUUUGGGGUUUCAACCCUUGUGCACAUCGUAUUGAUGUUUCCCUUCCGUGCUGCCUAUUUUAUCCCACUUGUACUAGGAGGAAUUUGCGAGACAUUCGGCUACUACGGCCGAGCAUGGUCACACCAGUCUCGAUUUGAUAUCAAGUCAUGGUCCUUACAGGAGAUGCUCAUUCUAUGCGCACCGCCUCUUGUGGCAGCCACCGCCUACAUGGUUCUCGGCCGCAUUAUCCGCUCCUUCGGCGCUGAACAUCUUUCAAGCAUGCGCCCCAAAUGGCUCACCUUCGUCUUUGUUAUGAACGAUGUUCUCUGCUUUUGUACACAAUUGGGAGGUGCCGGUGUCCAAGUCACCGGGGACGAGCAGGUGAUGAAAAUUGGCAAAAAGGUCGUUUUGGCUGGCUUGAUCUUCUCCUUGGUUGUCUUUGCCUGGUUUAUUCUGAUUGCGGCCAAAUUUCAUCGACGUCUUCAGCAAACGCCUACACCUCUUCUCAAUCAGAAUCCCGAUCUACCCUGGCAGCGAUACAUGUGGGCAAUCUACAUUUCUUGCUUUGCUUUGAUGCUGCGCAACCUGGUGCGGACUAUUCAAUUUGGAGCCGGUCAGAAAACCGAUGUCAACAGCAAGGAGGUCUAUAUCUAUGUUUUUGAUGCCUUUUUGAUGUUUUUUACCAUGUUGGUAUUGACCAUUUAUCAUCCGGGUCGGCUUAUCAAGAAGGCUCGUCGCCUAACGAAGACUGGUCUUACGGAAGAACGGAAUUCUGCGCUGUUGAAUGAAUGUGAGAUGGGCGAGGGCAUGCCGAUCAAGUACUGA